AUGCUUCGCCGGGUGCUGCGCUCUGCCGCGGCGGUCCUGCCCGCCGCCCUAGCGCUCGCGCAGCAAGAUCAUCACGAAGUUGCCCCACGGCAACAACGGCUAGGUGUUGUCGUUCCGGCCUACAAGGGCGACCUCGCCAGGGCCGUAUCGUCGCUCGAGCGAUGGCCCGCCAAGUGCUCGCCCCUGACCCUCGAGAAUGCCGACCUCGUGCUGUACUACGCGGAGGAAGAGAGCAGCGCCACGGCCUCCGCCCUUGAGAGCAUCUCCACCACGGCCGGCCGCUGCUUCUCGAGAACGCGGAUCGUGUACGCCAACCUUGCGCAAGAGGAUGACAUAUAUCCCCGAGGCCCCUCCGUCAUGUUCUACAACAUGUUCCUCGACGAGAGUGUUCGCUCCAGCCUCUCCGAGUACGACGCGCUCUCCAUCAUCGAGUGGGACGUGCUCGUCGCUAGUGACAACUCCUUCGAGGAGCUCUACCACGCCGCGUUCCGCGUGAACGAGGAGUUCUGGGUGAAGGGCAGCAACCUCGAGGGCACCUCGUUCCACUCGACCGCUGAGGCAUCGGAGAUGUGGCAGGUGCUCGGCCACAUCAACGGCAACGCCAUCUACAACAACGACGACCCCGCGUUCGUCGAGUAUGUGGAGUACACCCGGUCCCGCUGGGGAUACGAGCACCCGUACGACGUGGCGCUGUGGAUGACCAUCUCGGACUUCCCGUACAGCUGGCCUCUCUACCAGCGGUACUCGAGCAAGUUCGUCGUGACCAACCUGAUCUCCUCCGUCGGCUUCGAGCACGUGGGCCACGACAUGGUCUCUGACGCGGUUGCGGGGCAGACCCUUUUCAUCCACGGCAGCAGCGUUGAAGAAGGCAACGUCGCCUCCUUCAGGGCCGCCGCCGCCGCUGCCGUCGCCGUCGAGGAACCCCAGCCAGCCCAGCAGCGCAGCCGGAAGCUAACAAGCGUGCCGAAGUGGAAGACGGCAGAGAAGUGGAGGAACAGCAACGGCGACGGCACCCCCAAGUGGAAACGGAACCAGAAGUGGAAGACCAAGGACGACGGUAGCGAGCCCAAGUGGCGGACCAACCAGAAGUGGAAGAACAGGAACGACUCUUCCGACGACGACUCGUCUUCGGAUGCAGGGUGCUCGUCCCGCUGCGCGUACACGAGCAAGGACGGCACCAAGGGACGCGUGUGCGACUCGAACUGCUCCAGCCCGAACGUGUACGGCACCAAGGGAUGCAACGCCAAGCAGGGAAUCUACGGCGCCGACUGCCGUGUCUGCUACAACAACGUGGACAGGGCCCUCAAGCAGGACUCUCCGGACAACCGUGCCAUCAUGUGCUCGACCGUGAAGCCGGUGGACGUCUACCGCCGCCGUAUGUCUGCCGCGGACGAGAGCGAGCCCUCCCGAGUUGCACGUAGCCUGGAGGCGUUGAAUGAGGAGGCAUCGUCGCCGUCGGAGGAGGUGCAGUCGGCGGUGAAGGUCAACCAGGACCGGAAGCUGACGAGUGUGCCGAAGUGGAAGGCAAAUGAGAAGUGGAGGACCGCGAACGAUGACGGCGUCCCUAAGUGGCAGCGCAACCAGAAGUGGAAGACGAACAAAAACGACGGCAGCGAGCCCAAGUGGCGGACCAACCAGAAGUGGAAGAACAGGAACGACUCUUCCGACGACUCCUCGUCUUCCGACCCAGGGUGCUCGUCCCGCUGCACGUACACGAGCAAGGACGGCACCAAGGGACGCGUGUGCGACUCGAACUGCUCCAGCCCGAACGUGUACGGCACCAAGGGAUGCAACGCCAAGCAGGGAAUCUACGGCGCCGACUGCCGUGUCUGCUACAACAACGUGGACAGGGCCCUCAAGCAAGACUCCCCGGACAACCGUGCCAUCAUGUGCUCAACCGUGAAGCCGGUGGACGUCUACCGCCGUCGUAUGUCGGCCGUGGACGAGAGCGAGGCUUCCCGCGUGGCCCGUAGCCUGGAGGUGUUGAAGGAGGAAGCAUCGUCGCCGUCGGAGGAGGUGGAGUCGGCGGUGAAGGUCACCCGGGACCGAAAGCUGACGAGUGUGCCGAAGUGGAAGGCGAAUGAGAAGUGGAGGACCGCGAACGAUGACGGCGUCCCCAAGUGGCAGCGCAACCAGAAGUGGAAGACGAACAAGGACGACGGCAGCGAGCCCAAGUGGCGGACCAACCAGAAGUGGAAGAACAGGAACGACUCUUCCGACGACGACUCGUCUUCGGACGCCGGAUGCUCGUCCCGCUGCACGUACACGAGCAAGGACGGCACCAAGGGGCGCGUGUGUGACUCGAACUGCUCGAGGCCAACCGUGUACGGCACCAAGGGAUGCAACGCCAAGCAGGGAAUCUACGGCGCCGACUGCCGUGUCUGCUACAACGACCUGGAUAGGGCCCUCAAGCAAGACUCACCGGACAACCGUGCCAUCAUGUGCUCGACCGUUAUGCCGGUGGAUGCCUACGGCCGUCGUAUGUCGGCCGCGGAGGAGGGCCUGCCCUCCUUCGUUGCGCGUAGCCUGGAGGCGUUGAAGGAGGAUGCAUCGUCGCUGUCGUGGAAGGCCAGCCUGGACCGCAAGCUUACGAGCGUGCCAAAGUGGAAGGCAGAGGAGAAGUGGAGGACCGCGAACGAUGACGGCAUCCCGAAGUGGCAACGCAACCAGAAGUGGAAGACGAAGGACGACGGCAGCGAGCCCAAGUGGCGGACCAACCAGAAGUGGAAGAACAGGAACGACUCUUCCGACGACGACUCGUCUUCGGACGCAGGGUGCUUGUCCCGCUGCACGUACACGAGCAAGGACGGGACCAAGGGACGUGUGUGCGACUCGAACUGCUCCAGCCCGAACGUGUACGGCACCAAGGGAUGCGGCGCCAAGCAGGGAAUCUACGGCGCCGACUGCCGUGUCUGCUACAACAACGUGGACAGGGCCCUCAAGCAAGACUCCCCGGACAACCGUGCCAUCAUGUGCUCAACCGUGAAGCCGGUAGACGUCUACCGCCGUCGUAUGUCGGCUGCGGACGAGAGCGAGGCUUCCCGCGUGGCCCGUAGCCUGGAGGCGUUGAAGGAGGAAGCAUCGUCGCCGUCGGAGGAGGUGGAGUCAGCGGUGAAGGUCAACCAGUACCGGAAGCUGACGAGUGUGCCGAAGUGGAAGGCGAAUGAGAAGUGGAGGACCGCGAACGAUGACGGCGUCCCCAAGUGGCAGCGCAACCAGAAGUGGAAGACGAACAAGGACGACGGCAGCGAGCCCAAGUGGCGAACCAACCAGAAGUGGAAGAACAGGAACGAUUCUUCCGAUGACUCCUCGUCUUCCGACGCAGCGUGCUCGUCCCGCUGCACGUACACGAGCAAGGACGGCACCAAGGGACGCGUGUGCGACUCGAACUGCUCCAGCCCGAACGUGUACGGCACCAAGGGAUGCGGCGCCAAGCAGGGAAUCUACGGCGCCGACUGCCGUGUUUGCUACAACAACGUGGACAGGGCCCUCAAGCAGGACUCGCCGGACAACCGUGCCAUCAUGUGCUCGACCGUGAUGCCAGUGGACGUCUACGGCCGCCGCUUGUCUGCCAGCGACGAGAGCGACCCUCUUCGCGUUGCCAAGAUGAUCGAAGCGGAGGAUGUCGGGGAGGAGUUGAGCGUCGACGUCGACAGAGAGCAGGCGAUCCGUUUCUUCGAGGAGGCGGCCGAACGAUCGUACUCCCAGGACCUGAAGCGCCACAACCUUUGCGCCUUUGUCGGUGGUCGGGCGGGCGAGGAGGCCAUGUGGGAGGUGACGGUGAACAGCAUCCUGCAGUUCAUGCCGGGCAUUAGGGUGGCCAUCGCGGCUGAGGCGGAGGGGCUUGACGCGUACGAGAGGUCCAUGGGCGGUCUCCCCGGUGUCACCAUUUCCAGCACCCAGAACCCCGCCACGGCGGCCCUGUUCGCAGACCAGUACUGCGGGCCUGGCACCGCUCUCAUCUUGUACGUCGAGCCGGGGUCCGUUCUCUCCCGGCCCUUCACCUCCAAGGACACCCACUCCCCGCGGAGCGACCUCCUGGUCGUUUACACGGGCUCUCAGGGGAGCUACCACGACGCCCAGCUGAGGAGCCGCUCGGCUUCGGUGCUCGGGUUCGAUGCACCGUCCUUCACGCACGGCACCGACCUGAUGCUCCCGGUCGGCACUAACGAAGCCCUCCGGGAGUCGCUCGGGCUAAGGCAUGGUGCCAGCCUGCAGCACGACGGCGACGGGGCCUCGUUGAUCGCCCUUCAGGAGUUGGUGGGCUUCGACCAAGUCUCCGCUGUUCCCCAGGUACUUGCCGCGCUCGCCUACUCCCGCGAAACGCCCGGAGUGUGGUUUGUCGACCCCCAGGCUUGGGUCGGUCAAAACCUGUUCAAGGAGGCGUCCAUCUGGGACGUCCCUCUGGUCAAGCCCCGCUACACGUGCGCCAUCGCUCCCGUCCAGCUGGAGCCUGGCAGCCCCAACACUGCCGAGGUUUUGCAAAGCAACCUCGACUUCUUCUCGAAGGGAGGAAAAUGCGCCAACGGCCUGAUUGAUUUCAUGCCUUAGCUUUCAUCAACGUUUUCGCUUCUUGGUUUAGUUCUCUCCGUGUGAUACGUUUGUUGUUUUACUGCGGGUUGGCGCACCAUGGCUUGCCCGAGCUUGUUGUUGUUGCUGGGGCCAAUACCUGCUCCCGUCACUAUAGUGUAGUGCUGUACUAUUUCCGAUUUUGAAUGACAGAUGCUAAGUUGACGCAUGUGUGUUGGUGGCAGGAACGGUCUUGUUGUAUUAUAUGGAGCAACAUUUUAGCUUUCGGGGCGCGUGGGCGUUGGAGGUAUCGGUUGCUCGAGUGGGAACAGCUGUCUGUUGCUGGAGUCGGAACAACCCUCCGUCGUUUCCGCCAGCACGAACGCUACUUCGUGUUGGCCGUUCAAUUUUUCACGGGUGUACGGCAGGAUGGCAUCUGCCGUUCCGGCACCUAGCACUUGCGUUGGAAGCCAUGGCCGAAGAGACGAACGAUCCGUCACGGAAGGUCGUCACAGAAAGCAGGUUGUACAUAAAUACCGCUGUUUUCGAAGCUCUUGUUGCUGUCAUUUGUGCAACACGGUUGUGCAGAUCCGUCUACGGGGUGGGUCUGCUCCAGGAUGGUUGUUUCCGUUUUGUGUUUCUGAGCUGAUAGCGUCGUAAGGUUGUACGGUGCUACCCCACUUGGUGUUUGUGUUUGGACCAUGGUGACGUAUAUGCACCGUAUGUCGCGCAUGCUGUUUGCCUUAGGCAGGAGAGGCCUUUGAAGGUUACUCCGAAAAAAUUCACUGGGCUUAAGUCUUCUUCGUAUUGUGCCGCGUUUCGUUUGUUGCCGUCUCUCCCGACAGGGUCUCUGUUGUUAUCUUAAUCAUGUUGAAUCUGGUGUUAUACCGAGCAUCCUUCUUGUGCCACUAAUCGUGUACCAACAGUUGUCUUUCUUGUAACGAUGGGGAUAACGGCCGCUUGUUCGCGAAGUGCCGCGGAGUUGAUUACAGUGGUUUUACCGUCCUGCCGCGUCAUUUUGAGUCGGUGACACGUAGACUAAUACGCUGGGGACAGCCCCCGCCGGCGUGCGAUUAGAGGACAGGUCGGGUACGACCUUGUUGAAAGGACACAAUGCGGUCGAUCCCAUGAGGGCCUCGACAACGAUUUGUUGCCUGUCAGAAGUUUAUUGGGAUCGCCAGGGAGGUGGUUGUUUUUUAUUUGUUUUACAGGGAGGCGGUGCGAGGAAAGUGUGACGGGAGGUUCCCUUGCUCGAGAGUAUUUAUUUCGUGUGCGGUCGUUGUUGUGCGGUAUGUCUAGCAAUCACAACGUUUUUUUGUUCGGUUUCAUUUCACCGUAUCUUGCGGGUCUGUCGUUAUGACGACGCGUGUAUGGAUGUGAGGGUGGUUUUGGGGUUAUACUUCUCGUUUGCUGAUGCGUCUGUCAGGGUGGCGCCGCUUGUGAGGGUGGGGUAUGGUAAGUCAUACCGGGUAUAAUAUCGAAAUUUGGGUUGGCAGGCAAAAAGAAAAGAAAAUAUUUUGUGUACCCUAUCCCUAUUUUCCCGUUUGCUUGUUUGCUUCUCUUUACUC
Ectocarpus siliculosus is the source of this 6077-nucleotide messenger RNA. The record is from the annotation of a GenBank genome assembly. Lineage: Eukaryota; Phaeophyceae; Ectocarpales; Ectocarpaceae.